Messenger RNA from Amyelois transitella, 1746 nucleotides. Its product is annotated as adenosine deaminase 2. Bases 28 to 1524 code for a protein of 498 amino acids. Gene Ontology annotation, biological process: inosine biosynthetic process; adenosine catabolic process. NCBI's taxonomy places the organism in Eukaryota, Metazoa, Arthropoda, Insecta, Lepidoptera, Pyralidae. The record is from RefSeq and is a predicted model, not a curated record. Gene Ontology annotation, molecular function: adenosine deaminase activity. The transcript has a single exon.
AUACGCUAUCAGACCCGUGACCCCAUCAUGAUACGGGCACUCUUUCUAUUCUUCUCUAUUGUAACUGUUCUCUGUGAUAACCAAUAUGCAGAAAAAAGACAGAAAAUUAUUGAAGACGAACGCCGAAUCUCUCUUGGAGGAAACAUCAAAUUAACUGACAAAGAAGAAGCUGUGAACAAGUGCAUCAUGAAGUAUAAGCACAGCGAACUCGAUUUUGCAUUUGAUAAUCCACAGUUUUUUAACUUCAGCCAUCAUUAUUUCUUAUAUAAAGAAUUUAUACCUAAUUCAAAAGUUUUUAAGAUCAUUAAAAACAUGCCAAAAGGAGCGGUGUUGCAUGUUCACGACAUGGGAAUUUUGGGUCCAGAUUACCUCUUGAAUGUCACUUAUAUGGACAACCUUUAUGUUUGUUUCCAAACGAACGGGCCACAAUUUAGAUUCGCUUACAAAACUCCAAGCAUCGCUUGCUCAGGCCAAUGGCAGUUAAUGAGUGAAGCGAGAAGACGCUCCAGGAAUAUUAGAGAUUUUGACGCUAGACUGAGGAAGUAUUUUACACUGGUCGUAGGCGAUCCUGACACCGUGUACCCUAGUAUAACAGAGAGUUGGACUGUAUUUAUGGACUAUUUCGUCACGGUAGCUCCGCUGCUUUCUUAUAGACCUGUGUGGGAACAAUACUUCUACGACACUCUGCUUAAAUUAAAAAACGAGAAUAUUAUGUACGUAGAAGUAAGAAGUGUUUUACCAAUACUUUACGAACUUGAUGGCACUGAAUACGACCAAACAGUAACAGCUAAAGCGUAUAAAAAAGCGACAACAAAAUUUGUUAACGAUUACCCUGAAUUUGUCGGAGCUAAACUUAUAUAUGCACCACCUAGAAAAGUUGACAAAGCCACGCUUACUAACUAUCUCGAUACAGCAAGAAAAAUUAAAGAAGAUAUCCCUGAAUUUUUCGCAGGAUUCGACUUGGUAGGUCAAGAGGACCUUGGGAAACCUCUGAUCGAGUUUGCGCCUCAAUUGCUUGCUGCCGCUAGUGAAUUCAACUACUUCUUCCACGCUGGUGAAACGGAUUGGUACGGAUGCCACACGGAUGAUAACCUCAUCGACGCUAUACUAUUGGGAGCGAAGCGUAUAGGACACGCGUAUGCAUUACCCAAACAUCCCGUACUAAUGAGAGAAGUAGUGAACAAAGACAUCGGAUUAGAAGUGAACGUAAUAUCAAACGCUGUCUUGUCUCUGGUACGUGAUGUUAGAAAUCAUCCAUUGAACAUUUUCCUGGCUAAUGAUCUGCCAGUUGUACUAUCAAGCGAUGACCCUGGAGUGUGGGAAGCUGAUGCCAUUUCUGAUGAUUUUUACGUGGCGUUCGUGGGUAUUGCAAGUAAAACUGCCGACCUAAGAAUGCUGAAAGCGUUAGCUAUUAACUCCCUAAAAUAUAGUGUUUUAGACUCGAAAGGAAAAACAAACGCUUUAAAUAGAUUUAACUUGCAUUGGAAUCAGUUUAUAAAUAAUUUUAAUUGCUCGUCUUAUUGAUAUUACUUUAUAUUAUAAGGAGCUCAUUUUUUUGUCAAAGAAUUAAUUAAAAUAGGAUAUUUUAUAAACCACGAUAAUUUCUCGAAAUAUAAAAUACGAUGUUACAAAAGAAUCCCAGAUCGAUUUACUAUCCAUAUGAAUGAAUGAAAUUCCCUUUAUUGCUUAAAUAAGGCGAUGCGCGGGUGACCACAUCGAGUGCAAAUACGUCUAGGCAACCUUUAG